Molecule: messenger RNA, 1027 nt
Organism: Lactuca sativa (garden lettuce)
Lineage: Eukaryota; Viridiplantae; Streptophyta; Magnoliopsida; Asterales; Asteraceae
Product: mitochondrial import inner membrane translocase subunit TIM23-1
Biological process (GO): protein import into mitochondrial matrix
Cellular component (GO): TIM23 mitochondrial import inner membrane translocase complex
Molecular function (GO): transmembrane protein transporter activity
Source: RefSeq, a predicted model, not a curated record
GGAAAACCAGAGAACCAUCGCGUGAACCGAAAGCCUCACUGGUUUUUGACCACCGCCUCUCUCUUCUCUCUCUCUCUCUCUCUCUCUCUCUUUUGGAAUCAGAUUCUUGAAAGAUCGAAACCCUAAUCGUAGCCCUAACUACGACAUGUCUUACCAACCGAGAUCUUCAAAUCACAGCGAAAACGACGACCACCACGACAACCGUCGGCUAUACAACCCUUACCAAGAUCUUAGAGUCCCCGCACAAACCCUGUACAAACUUCCGACAUCUCCUGAAUACCUCUUUCAAGAGGAAUCCAUCGCUCAACGGCGUUCAUGGGGCGAGAACCUGACAUACUACACCGGCAUCGGUUACCUCAGCGGCGCUGUAGUUGGCGCCGGGAAGGGUUUAGUAGAGGGCGUGAAGGCUUCUGAGGCUGGAGACACCAUGAAACUUAGGGUUAAUCGGAUCUUAAAUGCUUCUGGACAUGCAGGUCGGACGAUCGGCAACCGUGCGGGUGUAAUCGGACUGUUGUACGCUGGUAUGGAGAGCGGGAUGGUUAAGGCUAGGGAUGCAGAUGAUAUUAUUAACAGUGUGGUGGCUGGAUUAGCGACUGGAGCGCUUUACAAGGCGGCGGCGGGGCCUAGGUCGGCGGCUGUUGCCGGAGCUAUUGGUGGAAUAGCGGUGGGAUUAGCCGUGACGGGGAAGCAGGUUUUGAAGAGAUACGUACCAAUCUGAGCUCGAUCUGUAUUCAAUUUCAUCUUACUACAAGUUUUGGUCUUUUGAGAUUUCCAAAGGUUUCUGUGGCUUGAUUGGUUGAUGAAUAUUUGUUCAGAGAACAAGUUUUAUGCUGAGAAAAUACAUUGGAUUGUCGUCAAUGGAAGCAGUCUCUUCGAGUCUGCUUGCAUCUUAUCUCCUAUGGGACUUGGGUAAUGUUGUUAUAGAUACAAUCAUAAAACUACUCCCUAUAUUGUGUAGUGUAUGGUGAUUUGUGAUAAAGAUGGUUAUCAUUCAAUUAUUUUUUGUAUUCAUGUUUUGCUUAUUUCA